This is a messenger RNA of Orycteropus afer afer, 960 nucleotides long. Its product is annotated as olfactory receptor 2AT4-like. The record is from RefSeq and is a predicted model, not a curated record. Gene Ontology annotation, cellular component: membrane. NCBI's taxonomy places the organism in Eukaryota, Metazoa, Chordata, Mammalia, Tubulidentata, Orycteropodidae. The coding region runs from base 1 to 960 and encodes 319 amino acids. The transcript has a single exon. Gene Ontology annotation, molecular function: G protein-coupled receptor activity; olfactory receptor activity. Gene Ontology annotation, biological process: G protein-coupled receptor signaling pathway.
AUGGAGACUAUAACUUGUAAUGGAUCAGCAAACUCCUUGCCUAUCUUCUACCUUAUGGGUAUCCCCUCUCUGCCAAAAUCCCUCUUCCUUCCUAUCUUCUUUAUCUUUUUCUUCCUCUACCUGCUCAUCCUAGUGGGUAAUGCCCUGAUCUUGGUGGCCGUGGUGGCAGAGCCCAGUCUCCACAGGCCCAUGUACUUCUUCCUAAUUAACCUCUCCACCCUGGACAUCCUUUUCACCACAAUCACUGUGCCCAAGAUGUUGUCCCUGCUCCUACUUGGGGAUCGCUUCCUCAGCUUUCCAGCCUGCUUCCUGCAGAUGUACCUUUUCCACAGUUUCUCCUGCUCAGAAGCCUUCAUCCUAGUGGUCAUGGCCUAUGACCGCUUUGUGGCUAUCUGCCACCCACUGCACUACCCUGUUCACAUGACCCCACAGACCAAUGCUGCACUGGCAGCCAGUGCCUGGUUCACUGCCUUCCUCCUUCCCAUCCUGGCCGUUGUACAGACCUCCCAGAUGGCUUUUGACAACAUUGCUCACAUCUACCACUGCUUUUGCGACCACCUGGCUGUGGUCCAGGCCUCCUGCUCUGAUACCACCCCACAGACAUUCAUGGGCUUCUGCAUCGCCAUGGCAGUGUCUUUCCUUCCCCUUCUCCUGGUGCUUCUCUCUUAUGCCCGCAUCCUGGCCUCAGUGCUUCGCAUCAACUCCCGAGAAGGACGCUCAAAAGCCUUCUCCACUUGCAGCUCCCACCUCCUGGUUGUCGGUACGUACUACACAUCCAUUGCCAUAGCCUAUGUGUCCUACAGGGCUGACCUGCCCCUUGACUUCCACAUCAUGGGCAAUGUGGUAUAUGCUAUUCUUACACCUGUGCUCAACCCAAUCAUCUACACCCUAAGGAACAAGGAUGUCAAAGCAGCCAUCACCAAAAUGGCAUGUCCCCAGGACCCAAAGCAUGCUGGGUAA